Molecule: messenger RNA, 738 nt
Organism: Dermatophagoides farinae (American house dust mite)
Lineage: Eukaryota; Metazoa; Arthropoda; Arachnida; Sarcoptiformes; Pyroglyphidae
Gene: Tim10
Product: translocase of inner membrane 10
Biological process (GO): protein insertion into mitochondrial inner membrane
Cellular component (GO): mitochondrial inner membrane
Source: RefSeq, a predicted model, not a curated record
ACACACACAUGGAACUCAAUAUUUACACAUGUGCUUGUUGUUUGUAGAUUUCGAUUGUUCCAAUUUGGGAUUUCCAUCAAAUUUCAAAGUUUUUUCCAUUCAAAAUUCUCCAUUUUUUUACCGUACGAAUGCCAUUUGGUACGCAUCAGAAAAUUGUUUUGGGUUGGUUAUUUUUUGGUUCCAUUGGUAUCGCCAGUUUUGUUUACGUUAAAAGUGAUUAUUUCAUCGAUCGUGAUGAAGCAAUAAGAGUUCGUGAAGAAAUUCGUCGUAAACUUGAACAAGAAAAAUAAGUGAAUCAGAUAAUUAUCGUCAUUCGACAAUAAUCAAUACUUUAUAAGCAAAUAAUCAUGGCAACACCACAAUUCAAUCUAGAUCCAUCUAAAAUGCAGAUUAUCAACGAAUUAGAAGUGGAAAUGGUUGCCGAUAUGUAUAAUCGGAUGACACGUGCAUGUCGUUUGAAAUGUAUUGUACGUAAAUAUAAAGAUUCUGAACUUAGUAAAGGUGAAUCUGUUUGUAUUGAUCGUUGUGUAGCAAAAUAUCUAGAUAUACAUGAUAAGAUUGGCAAAAAAUUGAAUUCAUUAUCACGGAUGGAUGAAGAAGCUGCAAAAAAAUUACAAUUAGAACAACAAUUACAACAAACCAAAUGAUUGUUGCAUAUCAUAUUUUACUAUGAAAUUAGAUUAAAUAAUGAAUAAUAAUAAAUAAAUAUAACACGUUAGAUUGUUGUUUUGACUUUAA